AUGAAAUCAACUUUAAUUAAUUCUUAGUCCUUACCUUAAUUAUAAUCACGUAUGAUUCAUUCGAAGAUGCCAGAAGAUAGAAUUCCUAAACCUUGUAAAUAUCCUUUAUUUGAGCAGCCUUAGUUUGAUUUAAAACCUGAAAAACAUAAAUCAAGAUCUCCCUUAAGAUUAAAUCCUGCUAUUAGAUCAACAUAUUCCAAAUUUAAAGCAUCAAGUGUCAAAGUACAAUCAUCUUUUAUUGAAGAGCUAUAAUAAUUAAUUAUUUGAUUAGU
Messenger RNA from Paramecium sonneborni, 272 nucleotides. The record is from the annotation of a GenBank genome assembly. Lineage: Eukaryota; Ciliophora; Oligohymenophorea; Peniculida; Parameciidae.